Cryptomeria japonica (Japanese cedar) is the source of this 2841-nucleotide messenger RNA. RefSeq names its product disease resistance protein RUN1-like. The record is from RefSeq and is a predicted model, not a curated record. Gene Ontology annotation, biological process: defense response; signal transduction. The transcript has 6 exons. Gene Ontology annotation, molecular function: protein binding; ADP binding. NCBI's taxonomy places the organism in Eukaryota, Viridiplantae, Streptophyta, Pinopsida, Cupressales, Cupressaceae. Bases 1 to 2841 code for a protein of 946 amino acids.
AUGCCGCCUACCGCCCGACCCACCUCCGCCGCCGGCCAUGUGGCCUCCUCCCUAGCCCCCACUGCCACCGGCAACCUCCACUCCACCGCCGCCACUGAAGCUCCUCCCUGGCCCCCGCCGCCAGCCUCAGCCGGACCCUUGCGCCCAGCGACCCAGCCCUACUCUACCGGUGGCUGCCCUGGCUCUGCCACCCGACCACCACCGGAGCUCCUCUCGGCCACCGGAGAACCACCAAGCCACCACCGGAGCACCACCCAGCCACCAGACUCUCCUUUUUGCCUCUUUCAGGGGGGGAUGACCAGAAAUGCAGUGACAUUGCAAGGAACAUGUCUUCUCUGUUUUGUUCAAUCCAAUCCCACGGCAAUGGAGAAUGAGAUUAGCAAUGCCUUUGAGAAAAUUCUACCGCCAUCUGCAUCUGCAUCUGCAUCAUCAUCAUCAUCAUCAUCAUCACCAUCAUCUUCUUCAACAACAAAGAAGGCAUACGAUGUAUUCAUAAAUCAUCGUGGCACUGACACCAAAGAGACACUGGCCGCCUCUAUCUACCAUACCCUCCAUGUGAUGGGACUUCAAGUUUUCUUAGAUAAACCAGAGCUUGAGCUUGGUGACUCUAUACCCUCUGAAAUACAGAAAGCCAUGACGACUUCUUUCCUUCAUAUUGCCAUACUUUCACCCAACUAUGCACAAUCUCCAUGGUGUUUGGCUGAGCUAUCAUUCAUGGUCAAAACUGGCAACAAAAUUAUUCCAGUCUUCUACAAUGUUGACCCCAAAGAUAUCCACUGGAUUUGUGAGGGAAAAGGAAUCUAUGCUGAUGCAUUUUCUAACCCAAAAACCAUGGCCAGAUAUACUUCAGAAACGCUUGAGGAUUGGAAGAGGGCGCUGCAAGAGGUUUCAUAUCUUUCUGGCUACAUUGUGAAGAAUAAGCAUGAUGAAAAAGACUUGUUGAAGAAUAUUGUAGAAUUUGUAUUGAAGCAUCCAGAAAAGAUUUUAUUAGUGAAAGAUAAACACAUUGUGGGCCUUGAUGAAGCAGUACAAGAUUUUGAAAGAAUGAUAUUGGAAUCUUCUAAAAAUAUAAAAAUUGUAGGGAUUAUUGGUAUGGGCGGAUGUGGAAAAACUACACUGGCUAAAGAAUAUUACAAUAAAAAAAUAUUCUCUAUAUAUAAAAGUAGUUAUCUUUCCAACAUUCGUGAUGUGGCAACUAAGAAGGAUUUGCAUCAUACCCAAAAAAUGAUGCUAAAAGACCUUGGUUUUAAAGUAGAUGAUUUAUCAAUUGAUAAUGUAGAAAGAGGAAAAGCAAUGUUAGCAAGGUAUAUGAAAUCUCUCCAAGUGUUUAUUGUUUUGGAUGAUAUAGACCAUGAAGAUCAAUUGAACGCUCUAUUACCAGUAAGUGAUAGCCUUGGAUGGGGUAGUAUAAUUGUUGUUACAAGUCGAGAAUCUGGUGUUCUUACAAAAUGGGGAAUCUCCUCUAUUUAUAAAAUGAAAACACUAAAUCCUGAGUAUUGCAAGCAACUCUUAUGUUGGCAUGCUUUUCUACAACCCUCCCCGAUGUGUGGAUUUGAAGAUUUAGUUGAAAAGUUUAUGAAUGUCUGCAGAGGAUUGCCUCUAUCCCUCAAGAUAAUUGGGGAACUACUUAAGGGAAAGCCCAAGGAAUAUUGGAAUUCUCUAUUAAAUAAGGUCUCCAGAUCAUUGCCCAAAGAUCUUAAAGGUAUACUAAGUGUAAGCUUUAAAGAACUAGAUGAGGAAGAACAAGAGAUUUUCUUAGACAUAGCUUGUUUCUUCAUAGGAGAACAAAAAAGUUUAGCCAUUGCAGUGUGGGAUGCAUCAGGAUGGAGUGGAGUGUAUAGUUGGGAAAUACUUGAGAAUAAGUGUUUGGUUGAGGUUGAUGAGAGAAACCGUAUAACAAUGCAUGAUCAUCUAAGGGAUUUGGGAAAAGAAAUUGCAGAGACCAAGCCUCCCUACCGUCUUUAUUCACCACGACAAAUUACCAACAUUCAACAACAACAACAGAAAAUAGCUCUGGUUCGGGGGAUCAAAGGAGAAACAGAUGAGUUUUAUAGACCGCAGCCAUUCCAACCACCUUCUUAUGAUUCUAUUGAGCUUGUGGGAGGCUCUUGUACAAAUUCUUCAAAUACACCUUUCCAUGAUUGUAUUGAGCUUGUGAGGGGCUCUGGUACACCUCCUUCACUUGGGCUAAAAAUCCUUGCUGCUAAAGAUGGUCAUUUUACAGAAGAAUUGUCGGCACUAUCAACAGGCCUUGUCUGGCUUCGAUGGGACAACUUAUUGCAGCGAGCUCUUCCCUCAUGGCUUUCAUUGAAUAAUUUAAGAGUUUUAGAUCUCAGUCACUCUCUCGAAAUGGAACAACUGUGGAGCGACAAUGCCCAUCCUCCCUUGGAGUUAAGAGAGCUGAAUAUGGGUAAUAUAAGAAAUUUCCUGAGAUUUCCGAGAUCAAUAGGACGUCUUAAGGAGUUGAAAAAGAUAUCCCUGAACGACUUCAGAUGUGGAGUAAGUUGUCAAGUUCCUAUUACCAGUCUGCCAGAAGAGUUUUGUGAUCUACAAUCACUGGAGCACCUUGAAUUACGUGGAUGUCAUAAGUUGACAUCGCUGCCCACCAAUUUUGGCUAUUUGACAAAUCUUCGGUACCUAGAUUUGAGUGGUUGCUUGCAGUUGGAGGAGUUGCCAGCUUCUUUUAAAGAGCUUAUAAAUCUGCAAUAUCUUAAUUUAGUUGGUUGCACCAAGCUCACCUUCAGUCCAGAAAUUUUAAAAAAUAUGACAAAGCUAGAGACUGUGCAUUUUAUGGGAUGUAUGACUUUGCGUGACUUCACAGGGUCACUCUUGAGAAAAUGA